AGCACCGUGAGAUGCUAGCGAGCUACGUUUGAAGUUGGUGUGGGUGUGCAUAUUGCUGGGAGACAGCCGCACAAGUGAAAGGGUGAUGGGUAGGAGUGGAAGUGAUUUAAAGUGAUCUUUUAACAAAUGGCUCUGUCCGAAGUGCACAAUUUGGCUGCGAUUAUCACCAACAAUGGUUUUACUGUUAGCAAGAAUAACGUGAUUGAAUGCAAUAUCAACAUGUUGGAACCACGAAACAAUUAUCCAGCUGACAGAUGUAACGCAGAAUAUAAUUAUUGGAACUAUGACUUAAUGGAGUGUAAUACACAAAAAAAUAUGAAUGUAGAAGAUGAAGAUAGUCAGGAUUUAAACAAUCCUAUGGUGAAUGAUUUAGUGUCAAAAAUUCUUGACGAUGAUUCAGUUGUCAGUGACAAUGCUCAGAAUAGUAGCUAUAGCGGAAAUAUUCAAUAUCAUUCGGAUAGUCAAUGUUGUAUCGUGGAGAAUAAAAUGGAAAAUAAAACAGACCCAAAUCUUACAAACAUAAAUCACUUUAAUAUUCAUACUACAUUUAACAAAUUGCACAACAAUAUUUCUAAUAAUGCUAAACUUGAAUGUAAUUACAACAAUCUUUGCGAAGAAAUUAAAACAUUGAGUCUGAACCGAUGCGCAGGACAAGUACUGGACGAAGGAAAUUUGUAUAGUAACGGGGUUAGCGCGUAUUCAAAUACGUAUUCAUCCGAUUCACAGUCAUACAUAUUACGUCCAAGCGACGAUACUUGUUGUAUAAACGGAAGUACCGGUAUGCCUUUGUGCAAUGAUUUGUUAACGACAACAAACGUGAGAAAUUCAAAUAAACAGGCUACUAACUGGUCAGAAAAUUUGUCAGCAUCAGGAUGUACAUCAGAUUUAUUUGGAAAUUAUCAAAGAAUUGAAAACUGCACAAACCCAGACCUUAAUUUUAACAUGGCUUUAACAUUGGCAUUAGAUUCUCCCGAUCCAGUUACUCUUAAUGAAAUAGAGUAUCACCAUAAUAUUGGACAAAAUGGAACUACCAACGCAUACAAUAAUCCUACACCUUCUAUGCACGAAUUAUAUAGUAUGACUGCCAAUAAUCAAAACUACAGACCAAGUUCGGCAAUGACUGAUUUAAGUAUCGACUCUGGGUUUCUUUCAAAUUCUCCGUUACAACAUUUUUCUCCAGCCGAUACGAAUUUGCAUAAUUGUUUUGGGAAUAAUAUACAGCAGCGCAGUAACGCCGGUGAUUAUAAAGAUUUACACGAUUCAAGUAGAUUAAGUAUGGGAAAUAUCUCAAUACCAAACGAACAACUUCAAUUUUUGCAACAACAAGCUCGUAGCUACAAAUUGAAUCAAGCUGUGGACCAAGAAUACAAGCAGUUGAUCGACUAUUAUCCAGGAGUAAGCGACUUCACCCCACCAUCGAUCAAUGGUUUAGACACAAACGAAAAUUGUCUUUCGAAUAACGAUUAUAGAAUCGAUAAUAACUUAUUAAAAAUUAUUAGUCCAAAAUCAAAGACUAUCGAGACUAAGACGUAUUCGCCAAUUGGGUUUCCAAAAAAUCUAAGUUCGCGUCACACGCAUCAGUCAAUUGCAAAAUAUGGAUAUCAUAAUUAUCAACAAUACACUGCCAACAACGGCGAGACUUUAAAAAUGCUACCACAGAGUUCCACAUCGUAUCAUGAUUUGAAACAGCCUAAUACGAAUACUAAUACCUAUAAAAUGGAAGGAUUUGAUCUUACCAAAGAGAUAGCUUCGUUUCCUUCUGUCAGUCAUUUGACCAAUCAAAUCGCAGCAGGCUCUUCAAUGAACAAGGAUACUUUCAACUAUCUUAUGAAACAACGACAUCAUAUGCCAAGAAUACAGAAUAGCCAUGGUAUACCAUCAGCCGAUGUCCUCUUCAAUUCAGGAGUAGUACCGAAUCCAAGUACAGUAAGAUCUGGUGUAUUCCCGCCAGUAAUGCCAGUUCCUGUACCGCUUCCAGUUCCACGUUUAUUUUCUGUACUCUACGGCGGAGGUUUAGGACUUAGAAACGGAAGUGGAGCAGCUAGACGUACAGCUCCUUCAAGUAUAUUACACUUUAGAUUGGAGCAAACUUACGAACAAUUUAAGCAGUUGGAAAAAGAACGAAAGAAAUGCGAAGCUGGAUUAGCUGCCCAUUUCCCUGGUAAAAGAGUAACAAGUGCAAACAACAUACCCAUUCCUCGCCUCCAAGGGAAUCCAUCGCGCGUAGAUCGUCUAAUUAUUGACUAUUUACGUGAACAUGCACGCGUCAUAACUUUGAUCGCAAAGAUGGAACGUUUACGAGGGACCACAAUGAAUCAACGCGUACAUAAGGCUAUGGAGUAUUGGUUGGAAGCAAUCAAAUUUGUCCAAGAAUGCCGUAAACGAGAGAUCGCAAAUGCUACCAAAAGACAGAAAGAAAAUCCCCCGUGCAUUCUUGUAUACAACGACAAUGAUAUAUUAACUCUGGCUGCCAGUGUCUAUGAACUAACGAAGGCCUCUCGAUACGCAAGAACGGGUAUGUAUAACGCAUUACAAGCCACGUUACUCUAUGAUUUGGAUAUAGAAAAAAAAGUCGUUGAAUCGUCUAAAGAUCCAGUCCUUGUGAUAAAACGCAAUGAAAGUCAGGUAGGAAGCAACGCCGGCGAUUAUUCAAAUUGUACCUAGCAAGAUUUUGAAAAUCGCUUCUCGAUUUUCUGUGACAAAACAUAAAAAUCGAGUCCAGUAGCUUUUUACUUGUACGUAUUUCGCGUUACGUUUCCAGAGAAGCUUACGCUGGCGUUUCUCAUAAUUUUAUCGCUAAAACAAAAGAUGCCGCCCACUUAAUAAUCUCGCGAGAUAUCAAAGCAUCGUUAUGGAAAGGAAAGGAAAGAAAGAUAAUGAAAAAAAAAGCAACAAAAAACCACAAAAAAAAAACAAAAAAAAAAAAGUACGCGUAUUCGCGCCGAAAUAGGAAAAAAUCGUAUGCGUGUCUACUUUUUACAAGUUAAUAGUGACUCCAUAGUUUUCUACUGUACAUAUUUUUAUCUCUACUAAUAGUACAGUGUUGGGGUGUCGGUUCUGGUAUCCAAAUACUUGUGAUCCAAUCGUCUUAUCAUCGUCUGUAUCGCAUUAAUCAAGUAAUAUUUUGCUUGUUCUUUGCUAAACAAAGACUACAAACGAAAGGAACAUACACAUAGACGGUUUGUUCCUUUUCAAUGAACAUGUUAUAUAUUUCUCUUGCGUGGUUCAUAAUGCCAAAGAUAAUCCCUUUAAAGAUUAAUUGAGGAUCCGAGACUCGUGAAGGGAGAACGAAGAAUAAGAUUGCUCAGAGAGACUUUACUGAUAAAUAUAUAAAAAGAAAAAAAGUAAAAAAAAAAAAACGUUCGCAAGAAUCUCCAACUAUUAUUCGUUUUGCGUAUGUGUUAUAGGAUAGAUUAUUAUUAUUACUAUUAUUAUAAGCUAAAUUUAACCGAUAUAUUUGUUCAGAGUGUUAGGCAAGUAAUUUCUUAGACUAGUUCAAUGUGGCCUUCCUUCAAUGUACGACCCAAGAUGUGUGUCAGAUAGUUGAAUACAUCUCGAGAAAAGAAAAAAAAAAGAAGACUCAGAUGCGAUAGCAAUCUUGAACGCAAAAAUCGGGUGAGCUUUUUUUUCUAACUUUGUCAAAUGAAAAUGUGGUGUAUUAACCGCCUUUGAACGGUAUAGAUACGUACCACAUAGACGUAUUAGAUAUAUACAAGGCAAAACAAUGUCCACUAUACUAACACAUAAAUCUUUGUUUAAAGAAAGAAAAAGCAAAAAAGAGAAUUUUCCUAACGCAUACUCGCUAUACAAAAGCGUGCUCUGGCGUAACGUUUACGCACAGCACAAUUACAUUUAAUGGUAACACUGAAAUUAUAAUGACAUUAUAUAGGUCCACAUACGUGUGUGUGUGUGUGUGUGUGUAUGUGGAUGUGUGUGUACAUAUAUAUAUAUAUAAAUUUUAACGUGCGUAAGCGAGACACACAUAACAAUAUUCCUACGUAAUAUAUAUACAUACGUUGAUAGGCAAAUUUGUUCAGCAUUUUCUCUUACUCGAUUUUGAGUAAACUGUAUCGAACAGGAUAACUAACAUACCUAGCUCAAGCGUUUGAACGUUUCUUCGACGCGGCACCAUUGUAUGAAAGUCGUUUUUCAUUUGAAAUAUCACGCUCGGUUCGGCAAGCUGUAGAUUCAAAGAAAGAUCGCUUUAAAAAACGGUGAUUAUUUCCGUAUUCCUAUGAAACUACAGGUAUAAUAUUCGCACAACGAUCAACAAGGUACGCUGCAUUGAAGCGAAAUCUUUAGCGUCCAAGGUGUAACACACUUUAAUUGCUUUUCGAAGGAGGUCUAAUUUUUUCUUCGUAUAAUCUGAUAAGGUGAAAUCUGACCGGCCUGUAUUAUCAAAAGCUUGGUUGGCGAAGCUUUAAUUAUAAUCAUCCGUGUAGGUAUAUAUCCGUCAACUUCCAUCUUAAGCUGAAAAUCGUAUCUAGUUGAUAAUAUCCCAUAAAUGGGGGAUAGAUGUGUUGAUUUUAUUCUCUAUAUUCGAUCUUGGGCAAGACAUUUUAGAGUAAAAAGUUAGCGAGAAAGUUGUCUUUGCCGUCAAUCUUGCUUCUGUACAGAAAAGUUUUAUAUAAUACAUUGAUUAAAAGAUUACACGUUUCUCUCUUGUUCUUUUCUAAAGUUAUUCUUCUCCUAAAGAUGAGAGAGAAACUUAUGGAUAAUGAAAUACUUGUAUCGCCGAAGUUAUAACUGUUGAAGAUGAAAUACUUGAUCGCAAAGACAACCGAUUAGAGAAAAAGUAGACGAUUACUAUCGACCACUAUCCAGUCUUGCUAAAAGUAAGAUACACAUACAGACUGUUAAUUCGCUUUUACAUAGCGCUUUAUAUAAUAAUAAUUAUCAUCGAGGACCAUGUCGAGCAUCGUCUCCGUGUAUAUCAGUCGUUUAUAUUAGGACUUGAUUUUCAACUCGAAAGAGCAUUUAUAUUUCUUCGCAAGCUCUCUCAUAUUUUUUCUUUUUCUUUUUCCUUAAUGCAACAGUUUCCUCUUCGUCUCUAAACACGAUUAAGUGAAUUUUAAUCGCGAGUACAUUGAAAAUUUGAAACGAGUUUACUCUUUUACAAUGGAGAAAGAAAAAAAGGAUUUCCUUUCGCAUUUGUUGUGUUGUGUUGUGUUGUAACUGUGAUAUACAUACGUAUAGAAAACGCGGCAGAUUUCGUUUUCGCUUUUCCUUUCGAUUAACAGUCUCUUCUUUCCCCGCAUUUCCGCUUUAUCUUUCUUCGACUGCUCUUUUAUUUAAGCUUUACAACUUCUGGAAUGAUGGAACAAUUCGCUAACAAACGAGUAGUACUUAGAACAAUUUAUCGUCAAUAUCGUGCAAUCAUCCGAAUUAUCUACAUCUACCCUCUAUUAUAGUGUUUAUUAACUGUCCAGAAGAAACACCAGGAGAAUGUAGUUUUACGUUAGUAGGGAAUUAUCAAACGAAUUAUCGUAGCUUUUCUUGGCAUUGCAAGAGAUCUUCAUCGAUAUAGAAAUCUUAGGAAACCAGUCCAACAUAUACAUAUGUGUAUAUGUAGAUAUUCGUAAAUAGCAAUGACUUUCUUGCAUGUACUUAAACACCAAGUAUCGAUAGUAAUGGAUAGUAUUUGCGUUUUUUCAUGCGGUUAACUUCCUUAUUUUUUUCUUCCUUUCUGAAAGGGUUGAAAUAGUAUUAUUAUAUAAUACAUAUGUACUCGUAUGUGCAUGUGCACGUAUCAAGUGAUUACCUCGUAUCGUGUUUAUCAUACACGCAGCAUCGUUAAGAAUAGGAACACUGUCUGCAUAGAUACGUGUCUGACAAUCCUAUUUAAAUUGCAUGUGAUAUUAUUAUAUUACUGGAUAGCUAAAUAUCUAUCACUUUAUGGACAUUGUGCGUUCACGCAAGAUGUUUCGUUAAUCGCGUUAGAAACUACUUUCUUUACACGUUCGACGUGAUAAUAAAAAAUCUUUCGGUAUAAUUAUUGAUGAAAAAUUUCGAUAUUACUUCUCGUACGAUUAAGUUUCAAGCAAAACAUAAGAAAAAUCAUAAUCCAUAUGACGUAGAGCUGGCAAAGUAAUUAGAAAGAAGGAUAGUAAUCGUUGUUAGAUCCCUUUGUUACUCAACUUUUCUGUGAUAACGAUUUCAUUUCUUUUUUCUUCAAUAAAACGAUGCUCACGUAUUAUGCAUUCAUCUUCGAACGUUUCGUUGGUAAUUGCUUUGAUUUAUCGUAAACAUGUUUGAAACGAGAUCGUCGUAUCCAGAUACGAAUAAAAGUUACUCGUGAAGCUACCAUUAUUUCAACACAGUUCACGUUUAUCGUUUUCUUUCAUCUGACACGUGUUGUGUCGUGACCGUGAAAGAUCAAUAGUAUGAAUAAUAAAAAGUAAUUCGAAUCGAUCGGUAACGACCUUUUUGCAUCGAAGAAUAAAAUAAUCGGUCUGCGAUUUCUCACGGAAUUUAAACCGGGGUUUGAGGGGAGACUGACGAUGGGACCGAAGGAACCGAGAAGACGAUUUCUUCUUCGUUUAUUAACAAUUUUUCAUGUUACAUUUAGUUGAAUAUAGCUGUCUAUUUCCGAUUUACCAGGGUGUUUCGAUGUUAUAGGCGCGAAUUCGAUCGGUUAAUAAAUAUCCAAGUAAAAAGAGUGGUUAGAUGAAAGAAAAAUAUUUUGCUUUAAAUUUUCUGUCUUUUCUUCCUCCAGUCUAUCGGACUGUUCAUUUUCUUCCUGUUUUUAGCGUGUAUAUAAUUAAAUCGGUAUGCCUGUGUAGAAUCGUGGACACUUUAGAACGGGUUCGAUUUCAAUUUGGAUGUUGGUCGAUGGAUCGGAAGAGGUUUUCUCAGAUUUUCGCGUAGCGUUUCGCCAUCAAACGCGUUCCUAUUCGUUUCAAUGACAAUUCCUGCUCGUGGAAUUGCUCGUGAAAUAUUAAUCGGGGCACGUUAUCGAUUUCCAAAGACUCGCUACGUGCUAAAUAAUAUAUCAUCCCAUAAUUAAUUUCAUUACCUUUUUCCUUCAAUUUUAUUUCUUUGCUAAAAUCUCAGAAAAAUUAAAACACUUGUAAAGGGUUAGUUAAUUGUGGGAUGAUUUGACAAAACCAAACGACGGAUAGCUUAUUUUUUUUAUAUACAUGUAUAUUAGAAAGAAAAUUUAGAAUUCAUAGGAGAAUUGUAGUUGAAUAGAGAUCUUCGGAUCCUGAUCGUAUAAUAGAAGGAUAUUAGUAUCGAUGUCAGUUAGGUAGAAUUCGUUGUAGAUGGAAAAUUAGACGAACAAAACGAGAUUGAUUAGUAGUUAAAAGGCUAUACUAUAUUACACGUACGUAUAUAUCUGUAUUAAAACAAGGCGAUUAAAAGCGCCCGAAAUGUAGAGUAUUCUGAUAAGAGAAAAGUAAUCUGUGAAUCUGAAAAAUUGCCGUUUCAAUGGCAUCGUUUAGAAUAAUAUUCUGUUUAGAAUGAAAAUUUUAGCAUUAGGCGCUGGCAAGAUGCAUUCUAUUUUUUUUUUCUUUUUCUUUUUCACGGCUCAAAAUCAUUAAAAGGAAAAGAACAUCGAAUAUCUAAUAAAUUGCAGCUUGAAAGUAAUUAUUUGUUAACGAUGUUAAUUAUUUUGAGCCAGUGUAUCUAUGCUGCACUGUCGACGAUACUCGACGAAAGAUUGCUAAUUAGUUGAAAUGUUAUAGUACAAUUUCUUAUUGUAAAUAUCUGAAACAACUUUCUCUGGACGUAUCUUUAAACAAUUAGAUGUUGAAGAUGAAAUUCUUAUGUGAUUCUUAUAUUUUUCUUUAUCUUCCCUUUUUACUUAUUGUAUUCUUUUUUACCAAUUAUAUUCAACUUUUAUUUUUCUUUUAACGAAAACAUAUGUGAUUUUGAGACACGAAUCGACAAUCUUGUUCCUAAAGUUUCUGGUUACUCGCUUUAGUUAAUUAAUUAUAUUAUUUUCGUUUAAACGAGUGCAUCUUGCUGGUAAAUCUGUUUCCCUGCUCGUUUAAAAGGAAAGAUUAGUUAAGGAAAAUUGUCGCAAUUUAUAUUAGAUGUAUUGAAAAGUAACGACAGUUUUCGUGUCACAAAUAUUGAUUAACGCUUUUAGCGAAAGUAGGAUCUCUGUCGAUCCUCAAUCAAAUUCAGCGAUCAAACGUCGCAACGAUCGAUACGCUUCGGUAUUGAGAAUAGAAAAAAGGCCGGCAUUGACCGAGGGAUUGAAGGCUAAAAAAUUCUCAGGGAAAGAAUGUAAACGAUAAAAACAAGCAGAAUUGGUCAGCCUGCUCGAUAUAUUCUUUCUGGAGGAUCUCGACAAUUGAAAAACUGUUUCACGCGCGCUUUGUUCUUACUUAAACUAAUUAUUAAACGCGAGUACAAUGACAAACGGUCUUCUCUUUGCGAUCUGUCAAAUUGAAUAUUUCGUUAGGCUCGAUAAAGUGGAUACGGUUUGAAAAAAUUGUCGCGAUCCCUGGUCGUUUCAAUUCGUUCGUACAAAGACAAUCGUUUUACGUUGCUUUCGAAAGUACACGCUCUGCUAAUUCAGAGUAAUGGGUCAACGAUGGUCGGAUAUUACGACGAUGAGAAGUAAACGAUAAUAAUAAUAAUAAAUUUAACAAAGAAAAAAAAAAAA
This is a messenger RNA of Osmia lignaria (orchard mason bee), 8614 nucleotides long. RefSeq lists its product as uncharacterized. NCBI's taxonomy places the organism in Eukaryota, Metazoa, Arthropoda, Insecta, Hymenoptera, Megachilidae. Gene Ontology annotation, biological process: meiotic cell cycle; female meiosis I; mRNA stabilization. The record is from RefSeq and is a predicted model, not a curated record. Gene Ontology annotation, cellular component: nucleus; cytoplasm.